Odontomachus brunneus is the source of this 2887-nucleotide messenger RNA. Its product is annotated as alpha-tocopherol transfer protein. The record is from RefSeq and is a predicted model, not a curated record. The transcript has 6 exons. Bases 1310 to 2425 code for a protein of 371 amino acids. Gene Ontology annotation, molecular function: phosphatidylinositol bisphosphate binding. Gene Ontology annotation, cellular component: membrane. Lineage: Eukaryota; Metazoa; Arthropoda; Insecta; Hymenoptera; Formicidae.
AGCGUAUUCUGAAGAUAAAGUAGAGUAAAAAAAUCUUAAUACAAAAAUGUAAAAGUAAAAAUCAAUAUUAACUGUGAAGUCGAUAACAAAUAAUAAAACAAUGUGCGUGCUAUAUAACUACGGGCCUGCGAAUUCUAUUAAUCUCUUUAAUCGAUUAUAAUUUAAAAACUACUAUAGCCUCGAUAUUUUUGUAUUAGGAUUUUCGACUCUACUUUAUUUUCAGAAUAUGCUAUUAAAAUAUCUUACGGUGGUUGUGAGACACUUUGUAUACAUGAUAACAAAAUACAAUGUAUUUGUAGUAAUCACACUACGAAUAUCACAAAACGAUAUAGAACUUUUAUGUUUACUUCGAUCUAUGCCUCCCCGGGAGUUUUGAAGGUUGUUCUGAGACAUCCCCUGUGUGUGUCAUAUAUGAUUUUGAGAAUUUUACAAUUUAGAAUUUAUAUUCAUAAGCGACCAGAAAACCCUGUAUAUUUAUUUAACAAAAAAUUUGUUCGUAAUUACUAAAUUACAAUAUUUUAUGAUCGCCUUAUUGGAUCAGUUAUUUUGAAUUUUACAAUUCUGACCUCGGAUUCGUUUCGGAUUAAUGACUAAAAACAUCUUAAUAUAUAUACAACUCAUUAAAAUUUGAUCAGCACGAAAGACUUAGGACUUUAAGGGUUAACGAAGGCCAAGUUGGGCCAAUGGAACGAUCUUCCCUCGGCUAAUUAACCUACGAUUAAUCAGAUGACAAUUCCGUCCAUUUGAAAUCGGUAAAUCGGCUCCACUGGCUACGAUGAUGACACUUGCUCGGAGAUAUGUUAAUAGAAAUGUUGAACUGACUCAACACUGCGAAAAGAUUCUCAACAACAAGAUGAGGUAAGCGUCUAGCCUCGUGCAAGCCUCAACAAGGUGAACCUUAGGCUGCUUGCAUCAUCGUGCGAUCGGCACCGGCGAGCGAACGUCGACUCAUGGCAUUCGAAAACCGCGUCUACUCUCGAAUACGCGCUCCUCGUAUAGCUCUGGUUAGGCCUUAAAUCCGAACGUACGUCGUGUGUUUUGCAAAAUAUCUUGAAGAAAAAGGAAGAUAAGACACGAAUUCUUUAGCGCGCGAACGGCGACCUGCAAUUCUGUUACAAGUGGUGCAUGUUGCAAGUUAUUUAGGAAACCUGUCACGUGUCUGUGCCGUUGAUUAUGUUACAUUUUGUGAGAGUCAGACUCGCGAGAUGAUCGCAUCAGCCUGUGUAUAAUUACCGAACGUGCGCAGAGACGUUCGCCUGAAUCGCGUUGGCGUACACAACCGUAUUCAUAUUCUCAUGUGCAUGUGUGCAUGUCGCGUGUACCAGUGUCGAAGAACGAGUAUACAAGUGUUGUUGAGCCGAAAACGACUCCGGGGGAUCACCAGGACAGUACCGGAAGAGGAUCGGAGGAUCGGCUGAAUAUAGACAAGCAGCAGGCUGAUGCUGCUGAUACUGCUGAUGCCAAGAGAGAAGAGAAACUGAAGUUUCGCGACGGUCCCGACAACAUGCCGGAGCUUAAUGACAAUCACGGUGUGCAGGAGGACGAGCAGCUCAGUCUGGACUUGAACGAACCCACGUCGGAAGUCAUGGAAUACGCCAGAAGGGAGCUCGGGGAGACCGACGAGGUCAAAUGUCAGACACUUCAGGAGUUUCGCGACAUGAUUUAUGAGAUAGGCGAGUGUUCACCACACAGGAUGGACGAUGCCUUUCUCAUUCGAUUCCUUCGCGCCAGAAACUUCAAUCUGAAGAGCGCACAUAGGCUGAUAGUGAAUUACUACAACUUCAAAGAGGAACAUCCGGAGAUACAUCAGCAAAUACAUAUGAAGGAGAUGAAGUACAUAGGCGACAACGACGUCAUCACAGUACCGACCUACAGGACCCAGUGUAGCAGACGUAUGAUUAUCUACCGUAUGGGCAAUUGGAACCCGCGUAAAUACCCCGUGGAGGAUAUCUUCAAAGCCACGGUGAUCGUACUCGAGCUAGGUAUCCUCGAGCCCAUUGCGCAGAUUAUGGGUGGUAUUGUGAUUUUCGAUCUUAAGGACAUCACUAUGGCGCACGCAUGGACCGUAACACCUCAGGUGGCGAGCAUGAUGCUGUCACUGAUGGUGACUUCGUUCCCCAUCAAGACGCACGCAAUACACAUUCUGAACCAGUCAUGGAUUUUCGACGCGAUCUUUGCGGUCUUUAAGCCAUUGCUCGACAACAACAUGCGUAACAGAGUACACUUCCACGGCAGCAAUUAUGAGAGCCUCCACAAACACAUCUCGCCCGAGUACCUGCCAAAGAUGUACGGCGGUACGAGAAACGAAAUCCCCUAUUACAAAUGGAUCGAAUCCUUAGUGAAGGAUCCCAGGAUCAUCGACGAGAUAAGGAAAGUAGGCUACGUCGACACGAAUGAGAUCUACGAAUGCUUCAAUAUCAAGUGACAUAAAAACGUAUAAAAAUGUCUCUUUUUCAAAACGUAUAAAAAUGUCUCCAUCGAGAUAAGUGGAUUCGUUAAAUUUGAUAUAAUAAGACGAAUAAAUACAGAAUCAGUAAUAGGCCCGUAAUUCCGCCCGAAGUCCUGGGAUCGCUCUCGUAAGAUCCAAGAUUUCACAGAAAAUUCCGUGUUAUCGCGUAAUUAUUAUGCAGAAACGCGAGAUAUUGAUUUUCCGAGUGAUAAACGCGAUGACUGUGCACGCGUAUAAUCGAUAUCUCGUAAUUCCGUGAAUCUUUUGCGCGCUAUUACGGCGCGACUAUUUAACCUUCAUAUUUUUAUUAUCACUGUCGACAUUUGCGUUUCUGUAGUGUGUCCAUGUAUGUAUAAUGGACGUAUCGUUUCUAGAACGACACUGUCAUGAAUGUUUAUAAAUGCUGUCAAUAAAUGAGGAAACAAUAUAUUCUUCGCA